Molecule: messenger RNA, 1403 nt
Organism: Chironomus riparius
Lineage: Eukaryota; Metazoa; Arthropoda; Insecta; Diptera; Chironomidae
Source: the annotation of a GenBank genome assembly
GUUUAUUUGUGUAAAUUCAAAGACUAGUCUUAAUGGCAUACGAUAACAGCAAGCGUGCAAAUGCAUCAAGCCUCUCAACAAUGUACGGAAGAAUAACACACAACGAGAACUCAAGAAUGAUGAAAAUUUGUUUCUGUUCCGAUAUGGACAAGUCAGUCCUUCUAAACAACUUUGAUAAACGAGGCUGGAUGCAAGUGACAGCUGAUGAUGAUUGGAACUUUUAUUGGGCUGGCACACAAACAUGUAGAAAUAUAUUUAGUGUAGAUUCAGGCUAUAGGAUGCACGAUAACCAAAUUAUAAAUCACUUCCCUAAUCAUUAUGAACUUUCGCGUAAAGACUUGCUUGUAAAAAAUAUUAAGAGGUAUCGUAAAGACUUAGAACGUGAUGGCAGUGCAUUAGCGGAAAAAGUCAAUGAUGGCGGAAUAAAUGGUCCAAAAUAUUUAUAUCUCGACUUUAUUCCUGUGACCUUUGUGCUUCCGGCAGAUUAUAACAUGUUUGUAGAGGAAUAUCGCAAAAAUACGCAAAGUACUUGGAUUAUGAAGCCUACCGGAAAAUCUCAAGGUGCUGGAAUAUUUUUAAUUAAUAAACUUAGCAAAUUAAAGCGAUGGUCACGUGAAGCUAAAACGUCAUUUCAUCCAGCAAUUGGAAAGGAAAGUUACGUUAUCUCUCGAUACAUCGACAAUCCAUUACUGAUUGGCGGCAAAAAAUUCGAUUUAAGGCUUUAUGUCUUGGUCACAUCAUUUCGUCCUCUCAAGGCCUAUCUAUUCAAAUUGGGAUUUUGUCGAUUUUGUACUGUCAAAUAUGAUACGAGUGUCACUGAAUUAGACAACAUGUAUGUGCACUUGACAAAUGUCAGCGUUCAAAAGCAUGGCGGCGAAUAUAACAACUUGCAUGGCGGUAAAUGGAGCGUACAGAACCUGAAAUUAUAUUUAGAGGGCACUCGAGGCAAGAAAGUAACUGAAAAAUUAUUUGGUGGUAUCAAUUGGCUUAUUGUGCAUUCACUCAAAGCUGUUCAACCAGUUAUGGCCUCUGAUCGACAUUGUUUCGAGUGUUACGGUUACGACAUAAUUAUUGAUAACAAUUUGAAAGCAUGGCUUGUUGAAGUGAACGCAUCUCCAUCACUUACAUCCACAACAGUCAAUGACAGAAUACUUAAGUAUAAAUUAAUUGAUAAUAUUUUAAAUAUUGUGUUGCCACCAGACGGAAUCCCAGAUGUACGAUGGAACAAGAUUCCGAGUGCUGAGAAUUUGGGAAACUUCGAAUUAUUAAUCGAUGAGGAACUUGCAUCACAAACACAGGAAGACAACAUUUUAGGAAGCAUGACAACUGGGAAGCAGCGAAUUAAUAAUCGGUGGAAAUGAAGUUUAGAGAAAUUUAAAAAAAAGUCCAAAAAAUAAAGUUCU